Molecule: messenger RNA, 3615 nt
Organism: Rattus rattus (black rat)
Lineage: Eukaryota; Metazoa; Chordata; Mammalia; Rodentia; Muridae
Gene: Msn
Product: moesin
Exons: 12
Coding region: 28-1728 (566 amino acids)
Biological process (GO): regulation of organelle assembly; positive regulation of protein localization to early endosome; positive regulation of early endosome to late endosome transport
Cellular component (GO): cytoskeleton; apical part of cell; filopodium
Molecular function (GO): actin binding; cell adhesion molecule binding
Source: RefSeq, a predicted model, not a curated record
UCCUAGAUCAGUGUGCGUGUAACCACCAUGGAUGCAGAGCUGGAGUUUGCCAUUCAGCCCAACACCACUGGCAAGCAGCUGUUUGACCAGGUGGUGAAAACUAUUGGUUUGAGAGAAGUUUGGUUCUUUGGUCUGCAGUACCAGGACACAAAAGCUUUCUCUACUUGGCUGAAACUCAAUAAGAAGGUGACUGCACAGGAUGUGCGGAAGGAAAGUCCGUUGCUCUUCAAGUUCCGGGCCAAGUUCUAUCCAGAGGAUGUGUCUGAAGAACUGAUUCAGGAUAUCACCCAGCGCCUGUUCUUUCUGCAAGUGAAGGAGGGCAUUCUCAAUGAUGACAUUUAUUGUCCACCUGAAACCGCUGUGCUGUUGGCGUCCUAUGCCGUCCAGUCUAAGUAUGGUGACUUCAACAAGGAAGUGCACAAGUCUGGCUACCUGGCUGGAGAUAAGUUGCUGCCCCAAAGAGUCUUGGAGCAGCACAAACUCAACAAGGACCAGUGGGAAGAGCGGAUCCAGGUGUGGCAUGAGGAACACCGGGGCAUGCUCAGGGAGGAUGCUGUCCUGGAAUAUCUCAAGAUUGCUCAGGACCUGGAGAUGUAUGGUGUGAACUAUUUCAGCAUCAAGAACAAGAAAGGCUCAGAGCUGUGGCUGGGUGUGGAUGCCUUGGGUCUCAACAUCUAUGAGCAGAAUGACAGAUUGACUCCUAAGAUUGGCUUCCCUUGGAGUGAAAUCAGGAACAUCUCUUUCAAUGAUAAGAAAUUUGUCAUCAAGCCUAUUGACAAAAAGGCCCCGGACUUUGUGUUCUAUGCUCCUCGGCUUCGGAUUAACAAAAGGAUCUUGGCCCUGUGCAUGGGGAAUCAUGAGCUGUACAUGCGUCGGCGUAAGCCUGACACCAUUGAGGUGCAGCAGAUGAAGGCCCAGGCUCGAGAAGAGAAGCACCAGAAGCAGAUGGAGCGUGCUCUACUGGAAAAUGAGAAGAAGAAGCGUGAGCUGGCUGAAAAGGAGAAGGAGAAGAUUGAACGGGAGAAGGAAGAGCUGAUGGAGAAGCUGAAGCAGAUUGAGGAGCAGACCAAGAAGGCUCAGCAAGAACUGGAAGAACAGACCAGCAGGGCCCUGGAACUUGAGCAGGAACGGAAGCGUGCCCAGAGCGAGGCUGAAAAGCUGGCCAAGGAGCGUCAAGAAGCUGAAGAAGCCAAGGAGGCCCUGCUGCAGGCUUCUCGGGACCAGAAGAAGACUCAGGAACAGCUGGCCUCAGAAAUGGCAGAGCUGACAGCACGGAUCUCCCAGCUGGAAAUGGCUCGGCAGAAGAAGGAGAGUGAGGCUGUGGAAUGGCAGCAGAAGGCCCAGAUGGUCCAGGAAGACUUGGAGAAGACUCGCGCUGAGCUCAAGACAGCCAUGAGUACCCCUCAUGUGGCAGAGCCUGCUGAGAAUGAACAUGAUGAGCAGGAUGAGAAUGGAGCCGAGGCCAGUGCUGAGCUGCGGGCUGAUGCCAUGGCCAAGGACCGCAGUGAGGAGGAACGUACCACUGAGGCAGAGAAGAAUGAGCGUGUGCAGAAGCAUCUGAAGGCCCUUACUUCAGAGCUGGCCAAUGCCCGCGAUGAGUCCAAGAAGACUACCAAUGACAUGAUCCAUGCUGAGAACAUGCGACUGGGACGAGACAAAUACAAGACCCUGCGCCAGAUCCGGCAGGGCAAUACCAAACAGCGCAUUGAUGAAUUUGAGUCCAUGUAGUGGGCGUCAGCCGUUAUGGACCCCUCCUCCUUCUUCCUUGUCCCCACACUCCUAUAGUUUUGCCUAACUAACACUGUGCUGGAGCCACUAACUAGAAAAGCCUUGGAGCCAUACCAAACAUUCAGUAUAGCCAUGGGACCAAAUUUAGUUUCCCUAUUCAUAUCCUCGGGCAAACAAAUGGCCCACUGUGGUGCCAAUGGAACCUCCUCUUCCUUCUUUGUCACACUCAUUCGACAUAGCUCUCUAGAAUAGACCAUUUCCCCAGCUCAGAGGCUCAUUCCCUUUCGGUUUGACAAGUACCCCCUCCUUAUAUACACUUGCUCUUGUCCUCUGGGACUCAAGUGUGAAGUAGGUGAACAGUGAGCUCCCACCCCUUGCCUUUUUCUUUCCAGUCCUGUGAUUUGCAAGGGUGGGGUAUUGUGUGGUUUAGGGACAGAAGUAGGGCCUUGGCUUUAUCAUUUAGUAUGUCAGCUGACUUAUGAUUUGGCCUCUCAAUGUCAAUCCCUUUAGGCUUUCUAAUGAUGGGAGGGUAAAAGAGAUGUUUAGUCAUUCUUAUUUCUUCUACCUUCCAUCUUGUAUCUAUUACAAAUUCAGUCCCAGUGGACUUUGUCUCUGUGUUUAGGGACUUAGUUUCUAAUCAAGGAGGGAUGAAGGGAUAAAGGAAACAGUGCAUUCAAGAGAUUCACUAACAACCUAAAAAGCUCCCUGCCCCAGUGCAUCAUGGGAGCCUUUCUUCUCUUGAGUGAGAUCUAUGGUCAGGGCUACUCCUGCCCAUGUUAGUGCAGGUUCUUGGUUCCUUCUCUAAAUUUGUCCCUACCCUCUCCAGAUCCCUUCCAGCUAGGACAGAGAGGAUGAGUGCCCUCAAACUUAGCCAGUCACAUCUAAACUUGUUGCCACAAAGGAAGAAACAAUUAAACCUGACUUUAGUAUUUUCCCUGCUAGGACUUCUAAACUACUUACCCUGGAGAAAAUUGGACCACUGUUCCUCCUUCAUAGCUACACAAUAUGAUGAUGAGUAAGAAUAGCCCUUGUCACCCAGCAGUCAGUCCUUCCUCAUCUUACCCAGUGCAGAGUGGUGAGUGGGCCCUGCUUCUGACAAAUCUCUAACCCAGGUCUCAUCACUCAUGCUGUCCCUUGCAGAUGCACACAGAAAGCUGCUGGGUAUUCUGGCCUUGUCCCUUCACAGCCCCACACCCUUUUCUUCACUUAGGAGCAGCUGCUCCCUCUUUGUGGCACAUGUGUGCUCUUUUAAUUUUUACCAGUAUUAUAUAUUCUAGUGAUAUCUAACAAUAUUGGUCUCUACUUUUUUGCUAAUGCACUGUUAGAAAUAUUAGUCUUUGGACAGGAUCAUUUUUGCUUCAUUAUUUUUUACUACCCUCACCCCACAUCUGAGAAGAAUAUACUAUAUUAAAAAUGAUAUUUUGCCAAAAACAUUAUGUAAGAAGAUUUCAGUAUUAGUGAUUUACCUGUUACUAUAGGUCAUACAAUCCACUUAAAAUGUACUUAGUAUUUGGUUUUAUUGUUCCUGUUUGCCUUUUCCCCAGGGUUUAGUCCCCAAAAGGCUGUCUUGUUCCUCCAUGCAGUAUCCCUAGCCUAGAGCCUCCCUCAGCCCACACCCCUUUUACUUAACCUUGGGGAAUCUUAUAUGCAUUGCUGUGAAUUAUAUUGACACUCGGUGAGCUGUCCUAUAUUGGCUAAAUUCAAACCUGGAAUUGUGGGGGCAAUCUAGCUGCAUUAAGGGCAAUAACCAACUCCCACAGAGGCUGGGGAGAAGGUUAGGGUUUAUAUUCAGGUCUUUUGUGUAUUUUUGUUUUUUAAAUAAUUGUUUUGGAGGGGUUUAUGCUCAAUCUGUGUUCUAUUUCAGUGCCAAUAAAAUUUAGGAAAACU